Molecule: messenger RNA, 1626 nt
Organism: Eruca vesicaria subsp. sativa (arugula)
Lineage: Eukaryota; Viridiplantae; Streptophyta; Magnoliopsida; Brassicales; Brassicaceae
Source: the annotation of a GenBank genome assembly
AUGGAAAGGUACAAGUUAAUUAAAGAGGUUGGUGAUGGAACUUUUGGUACUGUUUGGCGAGCUAUCAAUAAGCAGACUGGGGAAGUUGUUGCAAUUAAGAAAAUGAAAAAGAAGUACUACUCGUGGGAUGAAUGUAUUAAUCUGAGAGAAGUGAAGUCGCUUAGGAGGAUGAAUCAUCCAAACAUCGUGAAGCUGAAAGAAGUCAUCCGCGAACAUGAUAUCCUAUACUUUGUCUUUGAGUACAUGGAUUGCAACCUCUAUCAGCUUAUGAAAGAUCGACAAAAGAAUUUCACAGAAGCUGCUGUUAGAAACUGGUGCUUUCAAGUAUUCCAAGGCCUUUCGUAUAUGCAUCAGCGUGGUUACUUCCACCGCGAUCUUAAGCCAGAAAAUCUAUUAGUCUCUAAAGACAUCAUUAAGAUCGCUGAUUUUGGUCUGGCACGGGAGGUUAAUUCGAGUCCACCAUUUACCGAGUAUGUUUCUACACGCUGGUACAGGGCACCUGAAGUACUUCUACAAUCAUAUGUCUACACAUCCAAAGUUGAUAUGUGGGCGAUGGGAGCUAUUAUGGCUGAGCUGUUGUCUCUUCGUCCUAUAUUUCCCGGGGCUAGUGAAGCAGAUGAGAUCUACAAGAUCUGCAGUGUCAUAGGCAGUCCAACUGAGGAGACCUGGUUAGAGGGACUUAAUCUUGCUAACACCAUAAACUAUCAGUUCCCUCAGCUUUCUGGUGUUCCUCUUUCAAGCCUGAUGGCAUCUGCUAGUGAAGACGCAAUUAAUCUUAUUACGCGGCUUUGCUCCUGGGAUCCAUGCAAGAGACCAACUGCUGCAGAGGCUUUGCAGCACCCGUUCUUUCAGAGUUGCUUUUAUGUCCCACCAUCUCUCCGACCCAAGCCAUCUGUUGCAAGAACUCCUCCGCCUGUUGGGCCAAGAGGAUCAUUCGAGCACCAGUCAGUUAAACGGCAGACUGUGUCUCUUGCGAAGCCAUUCAACAAUGUUUCUCCAAAGCCGAGUGCUGCUUUUGGCAGUGGCGUCCAGCGGAAACUCGAUAUGGCUAAGCAAGAUGGAACGAGGAACACUAAACCGGUGAGAAGUUCUGUCAAAGACUCCAAAUACAAACCACCCGGAAGAAAGAGUCCUCUCCAUUCAGAUGGAAGUAAUGCAGCAGGUUCGUCAGUGAGCAAGAACCGGGUAGCGCGUGGUGUAUCUGAGACUGCUGAUAAACUAUCGAACAUGACCGUCAGAGGAACCGUGUCUCGAAGACACUCUGUGUCAGUGAUGCAGCAACAGCAACUGAAGCCACCGCCGAUGAAGGCAGGUUGUGUAGGAGAAAAACGUGACAUGUUCCUUAGACCAACACAACCCGCCACCAGUGCCUACUCUAGGAAAGUCGCCGGCUGACCCCAAAAACCUCUCGACAACAGUAAACAACAUUUUACUUUAUGAAUAUCUUAUAAUAUAUACUCUGGUUUGUCCCUUAAGUCGUCAUUUCAUUAUUAAAAAAAAAAACAAAUUUAAAACGUCUCCUUUUCAGUUUUGUGUGUUUUAUUUUCUUUCUACUAUUUCAGUGUGCUGAUUUGUAUUAUGCGUGACGCUUGACUUCAUGGUUUGCAAUAAAGUUCGACUUGGGAA